AAUGGCAGCCACAAUAUGAUACCCUGGAUGCGCGAAAAGUUCAACGAGAAGCGCGCCAAGUGGCUAGCCCGCAAUAAGCAGCGGAACUCUGAAAACACAAACAAUGUCAACAGCGCCAGUGAUGUCGAGAGUAGUCUUAGUUUGGAUAGUGGUGCGUCCAGCUCCAUUGUGCGUACCACUGAAAUGGAGACGCAAACAGAUGGCGGUGCUGGAGGAGGUGGCUGUGUUUUAAGGACUCCAUCGCCGGCUCGAAGACGACGCAUACAAUUGGAGCUGCAACUGCAGCAGGAGGCGGCAAGAGAUCGGGUUCCAGAGCAGGCGAAUGCAAAAACACAUGCAAGGCUCACGUCAGCAUCGUCGACGGUGGUGACGGAUACGGAAACUGUGCCCAAAUCGGUCGAAACCACCACUGUGCGCGUUAUCUGUCCCAGUUCACGUGUGCUCAUCUUUAAGACGGACAUGAAUAAGCGCCUAAACGAUCUGAAGAGUGAGGUUAUACUAGAGUUAAGCGACGACCCCGAGUCCAUACAGCUGUUUGCGCCCGAUGUGCGGCACUUAAAUCCACGUUAUCGUCUCUUCCGUGCCGAAUAUUUUGGUGGCGAGCUUAAUGAGCAACUGACACUUGCUCAGCUGCAUGUACGCCCCAAUGAGACCUUCAUAUUGUCGCCCCGCCGCAACACGCUGCCGCAAACUACGACACGCAUACGCGAGGUGCCUGGCCCCAAUGAUGCGCUCAUUGAGAGCGCUACGCGCUUUGUGCCCAACAGCGCCAGCACCUUGCCAGUGAUUGACAUCAAUGAGAUCUUUCAGCAGUCGAAUAUACAAUACGAUGUACGCAAGGUGUUGAUUAGCUUAGCGCAAGCCUCGGCAGCGAUUAUAGGCGCCGGACCUUAUGCGCCACGCCUUAUAGCCAUGUUGAAGCAGCGCCUGGUUAAUCGACGCAAUCAUCAAAGAGACACCAUACAGUGCCUGGUGGACAUGGGCUUCAAGCGCGAGAUAGCUGAUCAUGCGCUUAGAAUUCACAAUGGCGUCUAUUCCACUUCGUUGGAGUGGCUAAUGCAGAAUCAAGGCGACGAUGCAGAUCGCGCACAGUCUCUAAUGAAUUUGCAGCAAAGCGUUUCCUCCAUAUCGCCAUCAACAAUUAUGACCAAUAAUGAGUCAAUAGAGAACACUGCGGCCUUGCUACAAAUUGUGCGCAUAUAUAGUCAUCGAGAUUCGCCCCCCAAUGAAGAUAUUGUGGAGGCGUUAACUGAAAUGGGCUUUGAGGAGGCCGCAGUUAUUACGGCGCUUAAAAAAACGGGCAAUAAUAAAGCAUCAGCUUGUGAUUGGCUCUGUGAGAAUCGCUCAGGCAGCGUUAUCGAGCUGCGCGAAGGAUUGGCGCCGGAUUCACCCAUACUUAAAGUAAUACUGGAAAUGCCGCAAGUGCAGAUGACGCUAAGCAAUCCCAAAACAUUUUUAGCCUUUUUGGCCAUUUUGGAAAAUGAGAAUGCAAUACGCGUUUGGCGCGGCGAUAAUGACACCACCUCAGUGAUCACACAUAUCCUGCAGAAGUAUCACGAAGAGAAGCAUGUAAUGGGCAUUAAUCAGUUCUAUAUGAAUCGCUGGUGAACGAGUGGCUUUAUACAUUUAAAUUCUAUUUAUACAAAUACACACACAAACACUUAGGCACACACAUAUACAUAUAUAUUUAUAUACAUAUGUAAUGAACACAUGUAAUGUAUGUUAAUAGUUAAGCGCAUACCAGCCUCAUGAAACAAAGCAAAAAAAUUAUAUAUUUAACAGUAUUUUUGUAGCCAAACCAAAAAAUAGUAAAAGUAAAUUGCACCCAGAGCCAAAAAGUUGCAAAAUGCUUUGCUUCGCGCACUCACCGGCUGCAAUUAAGAAACGCUUACCGAUCAGUACGAAUAUAUAUGUAUACAUAGGUAUAUGUAGGCUAUGCAAUUAGUUCUAGUCAAUAGCGAAGCUUUUACACUAACAAUUUCUAAGCAAGACUCGCACAAAACUAAAUUAAUCCAGCUACUAUAUAAAUUUUAACUUGAAUUUUUGUACUGAACUGCUAAAGUGUUUGGUGAUCGAGAUCUCUGUGCGUUGUAUCUGAGAGUUGUAGUGGCAAUAAACGCAACUACUGAGCGUAAAGUAUUAUUUUGUACAACAAAUAUUGUAAUUU
Drosophila busckii is the source of this 2167-nucleotide messenger RNA. It is a transcript of the gene Kpc2, whose product is annotated as ubiquitin-associated domain-containing protein 1. The record is from RefSeq and is a predicted model, not a curated record. The transcript has 5 exons. Lineage: Eukaryota; Metazoa; Arthropoda; Insecta; Diptera; Drosophilidae. Bases 16 to 1608 code for a protein of 530 amino acids. Gene Ontology annotation, molecular function: protein binding.